Messenger RNA from Malassezia japonica, 897 nucleotides. It is a transcript of the gene vps26, whose product is annotated as Vacuolar protein sorting-associated protein 26. NCBI's taxonomy places the organism in Eukaryota, Fungi, Basidiomycota, Malasseziomycetes, Malasseziales, Malasseziaceae. Bases 1 to 897 code for a protein of 298 amino acids. Gene Ontology annotation, biological process: retrograde transport, endosome to Golgi; intracellular protein transport. The record is from RefSeq and is a predicted model, not a curated record. Gene Ontology annotation, cellular component: retromer complex; endosome. The transcript has 2 exons.
AUGUCGUCGCUCUUUAGCUUUUCGACGCCGGUCGACAUUGAUGUGCGGCUCGAAGAUGAGCAUGAUCGGAAACAAGUCGAUGUGAAGCUCGAGAGUCCCGCGAAAGAGACGCUCCCGGUGUACUUUGACGGAGAGAGCCUGCGGGGCUCGGUCGUGAUCCAGCCCCGGAAUACCAAGCGGAUGCAGCACGAUGGCGUCAAGAUUGAGUUUAUCGGGUGCAUUGAACUCUACUUUGACCGCGGCAACCACUACGAGUUCCUCUCGCUCGUGCAAGAGCUCGCGAUGCCCGGCGAGCUGCGCGAGUCCGAGUCGCUUCCGUUCGAGUUCAAGAACGUGGAAAAGCUGUACGAGAGCUACAAUGGCAUCAAUGUGAAGCUGCGCUACUUUCUGCGCGUGACCGUGAGCCGCCGGAUGUCGGACGUGAUCAAGGAGCGGGAGCUCUGGGUGCACUCCUUCCGCCUUCCCCCCGACUCGAAUAAUGCGAUCAAGAUGGAAGUGGGUAUCGAGGACUGCCUGCACAUUGAGUUUGAGUACAACAAGUCCAAGUACCAUCUAAAGGACGUGAUUGUCGGCAAGAUCUACUUCUUGCUCGUCCGCAUCAAAAUCAAGCAUAUGGAGCUCUCUAUUAUCCGGCGCGAGACGACCGGUGCGGUGCCGAACCAGUACAACGAGUCCGAGACCAUCACCAAAUUUGAAAUCAUGGACGGCGCGCCGGUGCGUGGCGAGACGAUUCCCAUCCGGCUCUUCCUCGGCGGCUUUGACCUGACACCGACCUUCCGCGACGUGAACAAGAAGUUCAGCACGCGCUACUACCUCAACCUCGUCCUGAUCGACGAGGAGAACCGCCGCUAUUUCAAGCAGCAGGAGAUCACCAUCUUCCGCAUCCCAGAGAAUUAG